Messenger RNA from Colletotrichum abscissum, 1104 nucleotides. RefSeq lists its product as uncharacterized. The record is from RefSeq and is a predicted model, not a curated record. NCBI's taxonomy places the organism in Eukaryota, Fungi, Ascomycota, Sordariomycetes, Glomerellales, Glomerellaceae. Bases 1 to 1104 code for a protein of 367 amino acids. The transcript has 2 exons.
AUGGCCAUAGUCAAAUUGAUCAAAGAUUUGGCGUCCGUGAUUGCAUUCGCAUUGGGCUUUCUAGUAAGCCUCUUACGACCACAAUCAUUUUUAAACCGAAUAACUAGGGCUGCAAAGACAGCGGAAUCCUACUAUACCGAUCUCUGGAUUCGCUUAUACGAGCCUGGCCGGUUUAUUGGAAUAUGGGACGAUGUUGGCGCGUCAUUCAGUCAGACCGAUGCCUGGGAGCCAUUCUCCCUCCGGAACACUGUCAAGGCCAACGAUGACAACAAUGCCCGAUUAGAGUCAUUAAUGAGUGCACUUCCACCCCAGGCGGAUGGAGUGGCUCGAGUAUUUCUCCAGGAGCUUUUUGACGAUGACGUUCGCGACAAUGACUCCGCAUCCGGAAUGGACUUCCCGUACAAGUUCCCUCCUCUUAGGAUCGCUACUGUGGGCUUCUUGUCGUUGAUUAGCAACCAAUAUUGGGCCUCACCACUUCGAUGGCAUAAGAUAGAGUCUUUUAAUUUCAUCGAAAGCAAGCGAGGCAGUCCUCAAGUUCGCUGGGUCAAUGUCGUGCGGUAUCUACGCUUUCAGGUCAUUGACAAUCGACUACAAGACUUUGUAAAUUUUGUGACCGGGCCUUAUCUGGUCCAGUUCGAUAUGGAGAUGAACAGGAAUGCGAUGUAUAAGGAGGAAGUAGCCAAGCGAAAGCAGCAGCUCUCCACAUACGUACACUUUCGGAUACUUGCGUCUAUUCUUUGGUGGCUGGGUCUGGGUCUAUUCUGCAUUAUUCUUGUCGUUUCCUUUCUCAUUGGCAUGUUUAGAGAUAUUAGCCUCGGUGCUAAGGUGCUUGGAUACGGGCUAGCUGUCGUCUCCUUCCCUGCUGUGAUUGCCUUGAGCCUUACUUUUCUUCUAUCCUUGAUGGGCGAAUUGGUACGACGACGGCGAAAGGCAAGGAAAGCGGCACAAGAAUCACCUCGAGUCGAAAGGCGUCAGCAAGGUAUGGGAGCAGACGAGGAAAAUGCCUCCCCAGUCAACCCGCCUGAACCUACGACUAGGAUGGCGGAGCUAGCAAGCGCUGCCGCCAACCACGCAGGAUCAGAGGACGAGGUGGCCAACGAGUAG